Messenger RNA from Diaporthe batatas, 1005 nucleotides. RefSeq lists its product as uncharacterized. NCBI's taxonomy places the organism in Eukaryota, Fungi, Ascomycota, Sordariomycetes, Diaporthales, Diaporthaceae. Gene Ontology annotation, molecular function: pectate lyase activity. The record is from RefSeq and is a predicted model, not a curated record. The transcript has 5 exons. The coding region runs from base 1 to 1005 and encodes 334 amino acids.
AUGAAGCAGACUCUGAUCCUGUCCACCUUGGCUUUUCUGGCGUCUUGCGUCUCAGCCUCGCCUACUCCCACUGUCCAUGAUGACGCCAUUGUAGACCCACGCAGCAUUGAGAAGAGGGCUGCAAUUACUGACGCGGCGGAUGUCGGAUACGCCACUCAGAAUGGAGGGACUACUGGAGGCCGCGGUGGAACCACCACUACUGUGUCCACACUGGCCCAGUUCACGGCAGCUGUCGGUUCCAGCAGCGCGGCUAUCGUCGUCGUCAGCGGAGCCAUCUCAGGAUCCGCCAAGGUCAAGGUCACCUCGAACAAGUCCAUCAUUGGAAAGUCUGGUAGCUCCCUGACUGGAAUCGGCCUGACCAUCAACAAGCAAAGCAACGUCAUUGUGCGAAAUUUGAAGAUUUCGAAGGUCCUUGCGGACAAUGGAGAUGCCAUCACGAUCCAAGCAUCCAACAACGUGUGGGUGGAUCAUGUUGACGUUUCGAGCGAUCUCGACCAUGACAAGGACUACUACGAUGGCCUGAUCGAUGUAACACAUGCUUCGGAGUGGGUGACAAUCUCCAACACCUAUAUUCACGACCACUACAAGGCUUCUCUCGUCGGUCACUCCGACUCCAACAGUGCUGAAGACACCGGCCACUUGCACGUGACCUAUGCCAACAACUACUGGAGCAACAUCAACUCGCGUGCGCCAUCUUUCCGAUUUGGAACUGGACACAUCUUCAACAGCUACUUCUCCUCCGUCAGCACCGGCAUCAACACCCGCAUGGGCGCGCAGCUCCUGGUCGAGUCAUCUGUCUUCGAGAACAGCGGAUCCAAGGCUAUCUACUCGGCUGACAGCGACACCGUUGGCUAUGCUGUUGUCAACGACGUGAACCUCGGAGGCUCCGCCAACACGGCCGGCGCCGGAACCCUCAAGAGCGUCCCAUACUCGUACUCCAAGCUCGGCUCCGGCAACGUCAAGAGCAGCGUCGUUGCUAACGCUGGCCAGAAGCUCAGCUUCUAA